AUGAUUGCACAGAGCGGCGGCAGCAACGGCCGCGGCAAGAGCUCCGGCUGCGGCUGCGGCUCCCGUUCCGGCUGCGGCUGCGGCUGCGGCUCCGGCUCCCGCUGCGGCUCCCGCUCCCGCUCCCGCUCCCGCUCCCGCUCCGCCCCACGCGCCCGGGCCCCGCUCGGCCCCGACCCCGCCGCCGCGCCUGCCGGGGGCCUCGGCGCCCCCGCCGCCCGCCUCACGCUGAAGUUCCUGGCCGUGCUGCUGGCCGCGGGCAUGCUGGCGUUCCUCGGUGCCGUCAUCUGCAUCAUCGCCAGCGUGCCCCUGGCGGCCAGCCCGGCGCGGGCGCUGCCCGGCGGCGCCGACAACGCCUCGGCCGCCUCGGCCGCCUCGGCCGCCGCCGCCGCCGCCGCCGCCGCGUCCCCGGGCCCGCAGCGCAGUCUGAGCGCGCUGCACGGCGCGGGCGGCUCGGCCGGGCCCCCCGCGCUGCCCGGGGCGCCGGCGGCCAGCGCGCACCCGCUGCCGCCCGCGCCGCUCUUCAGCCGCUUCCUGUGCACGCCGCUGGCGGCCGCCUGCCCGUCGGGGGCCGCGCAGGGCGACGCGGCGGCCGGCGAGCGCGAGGAGCUGCUGCUGCUGCAGAGCACGGCCGAGCAGCUGCGCCAGACGGCGCUGCAGCAGGAGGCGCGCAUCCGCGCCGACCAGGACACCAUCCGCGAGCUCACCGGCAAGCUGGGCCGCUGCGAGAGCGGCCUGCCGCGCGGCCUCCAGGACGCCGGGCCCCGCCGCGACGCCAUGGCCGACGGGCCCUGGGACUCGCCGGCGCUCGUCCUGGAGCUGGAGGACGCCGUGCGCGCCCUCCGGGACCGCCUGGACCGCAUCGAGCAGGAGCUCCCAGCCCGUGUGAACUUCUCAGCUGCCCCCGCCCCUGCGCCUGCGAUGCCCACCGCCCUGCACUCCAAGAUGGACGAGCUGGAGGGGCAGCUGCUGGCCAAGGUGCUGGCCCUGGAGAAGGAGCGUGUGGCUCUCAGUCACAGCAGCCACCAGCAGCAGCAGGAAGUGGAGAAGGAGCUGGAUGCACUGCAGGACCGUGUAGCCGAACUGGAGCAUGGAACCUCAGCCUACAAUCCCCCAGAUGCCUUCAAGAUCAGCAUCCCCAUCCGCAACAAUUACAUGUACGCCCGUGUGCGGAAGGCACUGCCCGAGCUCUACGCCUUCACCGUCUGCAUGUGGCUGCGCUCCAGGUCGGGUGGCAGUGGCCAGGGCACACCCUUCUCCUACUCGGUGCCCGGGCAGGCCAAUGAGAUUGUGCUGCUGGAGGCGGGCCACGACCCCAUGGAACUGCUGAUCAAUGACAAGGUAGCCCAGCUGCCUCUGAGCCUGAAAGAUGGUAGCUGGCACCACAUCUGCAUCGCCUGGACCACAAGGGAUGGCCUAUGGUCUGCCUACCAGGACGGGGAGCUGCAGGGCUCUGGGGAGAACCUGGCCGCCUGGCACCCCAUCAAGCCUCAUGGGAUCCUUAUCCUGGGCCAGGAGCAGGACACCCUGGGUGGCCGGUUUGAUGCCACCCAGGCCUUCGUGGGUGACAUCGCCCAGUUUAACCUGUGGGACCACGCCCUGACACCUGCCCAGGUCUUGGGCAUUGCCAACUGUACCGGGCCACUGCUGGGCAACGUCCUCCCCUGGGAAGACAAGCUGGUGGAAGCCUUCGGGGGUGCAAAAAAGGCCACCUUUGAUGUCUGCAAGGGAAGGGCCAAGGCAUGAGGGGCUACUUCAUCCAGGGUCCCUCCCUUGCCUGCCAUUUUGGGGACCUUACAGUGGGGGCACAUGUUCCCUCCUCAGCCUACCUACCCACUGGCCUUCCCUCCUGCCCUGUUCCUGGCCAGGCCUCCUGUUUCCCCACCUAUACCCACACCUCCAGAAUGCCCUACCCUGCAAUGGCUGUCCCCUAACACCACUUGGAUAGGGACAAGCAGCUCAAGCCCACAGGUCAAGCCUGGGGUGAGUCUAGGGUUUGGUUGGGGGUGGUAGCAGUGCCCACAGCACUGUCCACCCUCUUGGCAUUACACUGGAGCUGUCUCUUACCCCCACCCACCCUGGCCCAUCAACCACGUCUGAAUCCAGUAAUCUCAACAGCAUGUCUCGUGGAGUUGUGUAUGGGGGGCAGGACCUACUAUCUCAGUGGCAGGCGUGGCUGUCUGCCCUCCUGUCCCCCAUGCAACAGGCCCGGCCCCUUCCCCUUCAGAGCCACAGCAAGCUCUAGAACUGUGCUCCCAGCUGAGAAGGGGAUGACCGAGACAUAGGGAGACUCAGAAUCACCCAUCCUCCAUCUUUCCACCAGUUGCCAGUGAAGGACAUCUUGAUGGAGCCUCCUGCACCCUCUCUCUCCUUCCUCUUUCCUUGUUUCUUUGUAUGCAGUGGUUUGAAUGUUGGUUCCAUGCCUGGCCUACCCCCACCUCAAUUUCCAGAAUAUCCCCUUCCCGGCUCCAGCCUGAGGGACCAGGACCCUGGGAGGCCAGAAGGCCACAGUCACCCCUUGUAUCCAUGCACAUGUGUGCUAACUGGCAGGUCACCUCUCCUCCUCCACACCCAGGACAGGGCCUGGGCUAGGAGCAGCUUGUGACAGAGGCAUGUGCCCAGGGGACCCAGGUUAUGGCAGAGCCACAUGACCUAAUCCCUCUGCAUGGCCCUGCAGCCUCUGGGGAAGGAAGGAAGGAACUGAGUGGGUGAAGAGGGGAGAAGCACGGAGUGGUGUAUAGAGCACUGGCUGAGAAAGAGCCCACGGUUCCUAGCCAGCCCUGCUGCUAACCUGCUGUGUGGCCUUCUGUAAGUCUCUGCCCUCUCUGGCCUGCCUUCCUCAUUUGUAAGCUGACGCCUUUGCUUUGGUCAUUUCUGAGAGAUGAAACGUGAUAUGGUCUGAUUCCAAGUGGCUAGGGCGGGGCAAGCCUGAAGUUGCCCAGGAACCAGGGGACAUAGCAGGCACAGAUGGUGAGAGUAGGCAGCAGAUGGGCUCUGGCUGGGCAUGGGUCAGGGUCAGCAGCUCCUCCAGAGAGUCAGGGGCAAGGGCAAGGGCCAAAGCAGACCGACUUCAUGCACAGAUUGUAAAAACCACCUUUUCUGGAUCGCCCUCCAGCCUGCACCCUUGCCCAUUGGAGAGGACUGGUGGCUUCUAGCUCCCCUACCUGAGUCCUUGCCAGCGCCCCCGAGACAGUAGAAGAAUGUAAAAGCUGAGGAAAGCCACCCAGGCUGACUCUUGCUUGUAUAGAUGGAGAAGAGCUCCGAGAGGUCAAGUGACUUGCACAGGGUCACGCAGCACAAUGUGGCAGAACCAGGACUAGAACCCAGGGCUUCUGACACCCUCUUCAGUGCCCUUCUACCCUACACCGUACUGCCUGCCCAUGAAUGUCUUUGAGUCCAGCCUGCACCUGAGAGGAUGGACGUUUGAAAGAGGUCAGAAUGCUUUCCAACAUGAACAUCUUCCUUUAUGAAACACACAAACAUCUUGGCAUCCAGCUCCCUCCAGGAAGUGGGGGGGGGGGGAAGGGGUGAUCCCCAGGCACUCUGGCAGGAAUGGAAAGCAGGUAUCCCUUCUGUCAGUCACCUACCAGGUGUCUGAGCAGCUGCAGGCUACCUGACUUGAGAAGGUACUGGUGCCUUUUGCCCUGCUUUCCAUUCCCUGUCCCCACUCCCCGUUCCCCAACCACUUAACCCGAGGCAUGAUUCAAGAGCUGCAGGCUGUGGGGCCCAUUGCCAUGGAGGCUUCUCCAAGACUUGUUGCUUCCAGCCCCCAGAUCCUUGUUGCCAUUUCAAGAGCACAAACAGACCAUUCAGCACCGCAGGCCCAACUCCCCCUAGAAGAAGUGAUGGCGUGCUUCAGCCAGAACCUGCUGAGAUCAAGGUUGCCCUGGUAACAGUCAAUGACAUCAGCCCAAGCGCUGGGUCAAGCGGCUCUUAAUGACAUAUGCUGUUGCUGGGGUGACAGCAGCAUUCGGAACUUAGAUUUCGGGGACCCUGGGCUUUAUUGGAUUUCCCUUAUUGGUUUUAAGGAAGCAGCUUUUGUAGAGGCCUUGGGGAAAAGAAGGGGCCUUAGGAGGAACGGAACAGAACUUGAGCCCACCCAGAGGCAUCAUCCCAAGUCCUUCAUGCUUUGUCAUGGUGAUAAUGAGACAUCUGACCUUGGUCCCUGCUGAGUCACUCUGGACAGCCCUCCAGAGGGAACAGGAACAAAUUAGAGGUGUUGAGGUGCAGGCUGUGAGUCUGGGCCAUUGGUGAGUGGCCUAGGUGCCCAUUUCCAUUCCAAGAAGGUGAAAGCCCCAAAGCCCCCACCCCCUUCCUUCAUCCAUUGAUCAUUCUUCACCUUUGCCGAAUGCCUGCUGUAUGGACCCCCCGCUUUGAUCUUGUUCAGCUGCUCCUGGGCAUGGCCAAGAAGACGUGGAAAGAGGAGCUAGAAAUGGUGCUCACUAGUGUCCCUGAGCUGCUCUGGCUAACAGUGAUGCUGGGGCCUGUUACAUCUUUUUUUAAGUGUCAGGCACUGUGCUGAGCACCUCACAGGCAUCAUCUCAUUUAUCCUCACAACACAGUUAUAAACUGGGAUUGUUUUUAGCCCCGUUAUCCUAGGAAGGGAACUGGGGCACAGAGAGGUUAAGUAACCUACAGUGUUAAUCAGCUGGCAGGUGAUGGAGUCCAGACUUCAAACCAAGGCAGGUUAUAGCCAGGACCGAAGGGAUAGGCACCCCAACUCUCUAUGGAGUAGAACUUGAGCAUCAUUGUUCCUGGUGGGUUUUGCCCUAAAGAGAUGUGCUUGACCUCAUUCACUGCCCUCACACGGUUUGUGAUGGAGGAAGAGGCCUGGGAUGGGCUGGCCCCAAGGCCAGGGCCCCCUUGGGUGAAGCCGUGGGAGAGGUCUCAGCCCCUUCAGGGAACCUCUGUCUCUACAGUGUGCCCAUCGCCUCAGCCCUUCUCCAGCUGGCUAGAGUUUCCAGGAGAACUAAAAGGGAAGAGGAAGCUGGAUGGUCACUCAAGAGUCCCAGGCAGGGAAGGGGGAAAUGAUAUUUCUCAAACUUCUGCUUUGAGUCAAGCCCUGUGCCAGGUGCUUCACAGCUCUAAUCUGCCAGAUUCCACCACCCCCCCCUUUGUGGUGUGUUUUGCCCCUAAAUCAACAUCCUGAGGGGACAGAUCACCUUGCCACAAUCAUGCAUGACCUAGGACCACAGUUGGGCAGAAAAGUUUCUUCAAGAGGCCCAAGCCUCAUUAUAUAGAUGAUGCCGAGGCCCCAGGAGGGUGAGUGGCCCUUGCAGCCACCCAGCUGGGACACCCAGAGACCUGAUCUGACUCUCCACAACACAGUAGUCCCUACCCACCACAAGAACUGGGUCCCUGCUCCUCUACAUUUUCUAGCACCCUGCCCUGACCCCUGGGGAAGGAGUCCCUCCCAAAUAUGGGAUUAUUCUCUUCCCCUCUGUCCCAGCUGCCUGCCAUCCCCAACCCCACCUCACCCCUGCUGGGUAGGGAAGGGGCUCGUGUGGGCCCAGGCUGAGCAGUGAGUGAGCACAUGCAGCUGUCUGACACUGUGAAAUUAGUGCACCCUAAUGGUGACCCACCCCCCCCGCCCAAUUUUGUACAUAAAGUGACAUGAGAUGCAACAUGUGUGUGUAUGUGUGUAUGUGUAUGAGAUAUGUCCAGGGUUUUGUUACUUUAUUGUUUUUGUAUAUUUGAAUGUUCAAAAUAAACGAUGUUUACUCUGAG
Messenger RNA from Nyctereutes procyonoides (raccoon dog), 5724 nucleotides. RefSeq names its product neuronal pentraxin receptor (gene NPTXR). The transcript has 6 exons. The record is from RefSeq and is a predicted model, not a curated record. The coding region runs from base 1 to 1743 and encodes 580 amino acids. NCBI's taxonomy places the organism in Eukaryota, Metazoa, Chordata, Mammalia, Carnivora, Canidae.